AAUUAUAUAAAGACACUACCCCGAACUCCUCCUCCUCUCCUCUCCCCGGCCUUAUUUGUGCGUCAGCCCUUUUCGUCUGUUUGUGAGAUACUAUCUCAGCCUCAGCUUUUGGAUCCGUUUGCUCCGUCUUCCUUUUCUAACCAACGCAUCAAACAUGAACUCAAUUCUUCGCCAAAGGGCGACCGAGGGGGAGACGGUUCGUAGUGUCGUUAUAUUCUCUCGACACGGAGACCGGACGCCUAAAAUUCUCGGGACGACCAGAUUGACGGCAUUGGGAAAAAACCAGGUCUAUGCUUCGGGAGAAUUCUACCGUGCUCGGUACCUAGAUUCCAAUUCCACCCACUUCAUCAAGGGAAUCAGUGGGAGGAAGUAUGUCGAGAAGGAAGUGUUUGCUUCUUCUCCGGAUCAGCAACUACUUGUCCAGUCCACCCAGGUCUUCUUGCAAGGACUCUACCCCCCACAAAACGUCAUGGAGACCCUCGCGGACGGAACAUCAGUCAGCACCCCCGCCAACGGCCAACAGUACCCCGUCCUGCACUCGGUUAGCAGUAAUUCCCCCGACGCAAUCUGGCUAAAGGGUGACGACGGCUGCCCGGCCCACGAUCAAAGCUUCGAAAAUUUCUAUGCUUCGCAGCAGUUCAAGGACCUGUCCGUCUCUACAAAGCCGUUUUAUGAAUCCUUCGCGGAUCUGCUCGAGGGGGUGAUCCCACAGAGCAAAGUCAACUACAAAAGUGCCUUCACCAUCUUCGACUACCUGAACGUUGGCAGGAUCUACAACUCUACCAUUGCAAAACGUGUUUCCAGCGAGGACUUGGCCAAACUCAAAUACCUUGCAGACUCCACUGAAUGGGCAUUGAACGCAAACAUCACUGCCGCGAUUCCAAACCCGAUCUCUAUUAGUGGAUCGACCCUCGCCAAGGCAAUCCUCACACAGCUAAGCCCUUCCGUAACCACCCCAAGCAGCGCCCCCAAGCUCUCCGUGCUCUUUGGGUCCUACGACACCUUCCUCUCCUUCUUCUCUUUGGCCUCCCUCCCGUCUGCCAGUUCCUCAUUCUAUGGGCUACCGGAAUAUGCUUCUACCAUGGUCUUUGAGCUCGUCUCCCACCCAUCCGACUCGAGUAUGUACAUCCGCUUCCUCUUCCGCAACGGAACUCGCCCGGAAUCACCCCUUACGGAAUACCCACUCUUUGGCCAAGGAGGGCAGAAUGCACUCAUGCCCUAUACUGAAUUCGCUGGAUCUAUGGAUAAGAUAGCCAUUGACAACUUGGACCAAUGGUGUAAAGUCUGCGAUUCACAAGAGGAUAUAUGUCAGGCCAGGUCCAUGCACAUCGACAUCCAACCAACGGGGCGCCCGAGCAUGAAGCCAGAGCUUGCGGGUGGUGUUGGUGCGCUCUGCGCGCUCGCUGCGGUCGGGAUCAUUUCGGCUGCCUUGAUGAUGAUUAUGGGAUUUAGGUUCACCAAGAAAGAGAAGAAGGCCGAGGUGGCCAGGAGUUGCGCCAGCACUGAGGGGAGUGUGGAUGUUAAAGCUUAAAACGUGGCUCUGUUGUGUUUUGUGGAUGUAAGUAUUUAUUAUUUUUAUGGGUGGAAGUGAUACAUAGGGGAUCGUCUAGUUUCCUGGGGGUCACCUUGGUGUUUUAUGUUUCAUCUUGAUUACUUUAGUUCGAACCAACUUUUCCUUUAGCGAUAAAAUUAUUGAGUUUCUUGGAAUCGAUAACCAAUGCAUCCUAG
Messenger RNA from Tuber melanosporum (Perigord truffle), 1728 nucleotides. RefSeq lists its product as uncharacterized. Gene Ontology annotation, biological process: dephosphorylation. The record is from RefSeq and is a predicted model, not a curated record. Gene Ontology annotation, molecular function: phosphatase activity. The transcript is spliced from 2 exons. NCBI's taxonomy places the organism in Eukaryota, Fungi, Ascomycota, Pezizomycetes, Pezizales, Tuberaceae. The coding region runs from base 155 to 1531 and encodes 458 amino acids.